This is a messenger RNA of Triticum aestivum (bread wheat), 1243 nucleotides long. RefSeq names its product ethylene-responsive transcription factor ERF104-like. Gene Ontology annotation, molecular function: DNA binding; DNA-binding transcription factor activity. Lineage: Eukaryota; Viridiplantae; Streptophyta; Magnoliopsida; Poales; Poaceae. The record is from RefSeq and is a predicted model, not a curated record. The coding region runs from base 109 to 1116 and encodes 335 amino acids. Gene Ontology annotation, biological process: regulation of DNA-templated transcription; ethylene-activated signaling pathway. The transcript has a single exon.
CAAACUUGCCACUGGCACCGAGUAGCACUUCUCUACCGUGCCGCCAUCUCUCUUUCUUUCUCACGAUUCUCAUCCACUGAAAGGCGAACCGUAUUAAGCAUAAGCACCAUGGAGUUCGCCGGAGAAGUCGACGACUUCGCUCUCGACCUCAUCCGCGAGCACCUCCUCGGCGGCGACGGCGGUGUCCUCCCGACGGCUAACGAUGAUCAGGGCCCUUUUGGCGACGACGUCACCUUCCCCGUGCUGCCACCUUCUGCGGCCGAGCCGGAAGCGUACCAGCAGCCCAUGUUCUUCCCGCAGCAGGGGCAGCGGCAGGUACAGACGCAAGGUUACAUGGGCCUGACGCACCAGUACGUGAACUCAUAUCCGGCUGCCGCGGCGGUGUUCCGAGCGCCGGAGCCGGUGAUGAUACAGUUCGGUGGCGCGCCGUCUCCUGUGAGGGCGCUGUCGUCCACGCUGACCAUCUCGGUGCCGCCCCAGGGCACCUUCGGGUGGGCGGGGACGGCUGCCGCCGCAGCGCCAGCGCCAGCGCCGGUCGAGGACCUCCGCAAGUACCGCGGCGUCCGGCAGCGGCCAUGGGGCAAGUACGCGGCGGAGAUCCGCGACCCAAAGCGCCGGGGCUACCGCGAGUGGCUCGGCACCUACGACACCUCCGUGGAGGCCGCGCGUGCCUACGACCGUGCCGCCUUCCGGAUGCGCGGCGCCAAGGCCAUUCUUAACUUUCCAAACGAGGUCGGCACCCGCGGCGCCCAGCUGUGGGCGCCGCCGCCUGCUGGCCCGGCGUCCCGGGCAGCAGGCGCGACGAACAAACGUAAGAGAUCACAGGACGAGGACGCUGACGUCGAGGUGACCGGAGUGGUCAUAAACAAGGCCGUGAAGGCCGAGGCGCCGUCGCCGUCGUCGGCCCGGGUGUCGUGGGACACGCCCUCGUCCGUGUCGCGGGGGACAGCGUCUUCGACGGUGACGUCGGUGGCCACGACGCCGGAGGGAGGGUUUCCUCACACGCCGUCGAGCUCGGGCUUGGAGUACUGGGAGGCGCUGAUGGGAGGCAUGCCGUUACUGUCGCCCCUGUCGCCACACCCGGCGUUGGGUUUCCCGCAGCUUAGUGUUAGUUAAUUAGAGGAUGGUUCAUUAAGCGAUAGAAUGUUUCCUGUGUUUGUAAGAAAAACAGAGUAGGCACCCACACACAACACUUGUUGAAGACUAGAUUUAUAAUUGAACAAAGUUAUUACAUGCGUCUUGC